UAAAGUGGAGAUGAGGUUGCUAUGGAAACUGGUAAUUCUGCUGCCACUCAUAAACUCUUGUGCAGAAGGCCGGUGGAGCAGACCUAUUUUCACUCAGGAACCUCAAGACGUCAUUUUUCCUUUGGAUUUAUCACGAUCUGAAAUCAUUCUGAAUUGUGCUGCUAAUGGUUACCCUUCACCCCAAUAUAGGUGGAAGCAAAAUGGUACUGAUAUUGAUUUUACCAAGAGUUAUCACUACAAGUUGGAUGGAGGCAGACUGGCCAUAAGUAGCCCCCACACAGAUCAAGAUAUUGGCACGUACCAGUGCCUGGCGACCAACCUUCUGGGGACGAUUCUGAGUCGGAAGGCUAAGCUUCAGUUUGCCUAUAUUGAAGACUUUGAAACCAAAACAAGAAGCACAGUGUCUGUUCGAGAAGGUCAAGGCGUGGUGCUUCUCUGUGGGCCGCCACCUCAUUUUGGAGAUUUAUCUUAUGCAUGGACCUUCAAUGAUAACCCCCUAUAUGUUCAAGAAGACAACAGGCGGUUUGUAUCUCAAGAGACAGGAAACUUGUACAUUGCUAAAGUAGAGCCAUCAGAUGUGGGCAACUACACUUGCUUUGUAACAAACAAGGAGGCUCAAAGAAGCGUUCAAGGUCCACCCACUCCUUUAGUGCAGCGCACUGAUGGUGUGAUGGGGGAGUAUGAACCAAAGAUUGAAGUGCGUUUUCCUGAAACUAUACAAGCUGCAAAGGAUUCAUCUGUAAAACUGGAAUGCUUUGCCCUUGGAAAUCCAGUCCCUGAUAUUAGUUGGAGAAGGUUGGAUGGGAGCCCAUUGCCAGGAAAAGUCAAGUACAGCAAAUUUCAAGCUAUCCUUGAAAUCCCGAACUUUCAACAAGAGGAUGAAGGCUUCUAUGAGUGCAUUGCAGGCAACCUUCGAGGACGAAAUCUUGCAAAAGGUCAACUCAUUUUCUAUGCCCCUCCAGAGUGGGAACAAAAGAUCCAAAACACAUACCUCUCUAUCUAUGAUAGUCUGUACUGGGAAUGCAAAGCUAGUGGAAAACCAAAUCCUUGGUACACUUGGCUGAAGAAUGGUGAACGUCUGAACUCAGAGGAGAGAAUUCAAAUAGAAAAUGGGACGCUCACUAUAAUGAUGCUGAAUGUGUCAGAUUCUGGAGUCUACCAAUGUGCUGCGGAAAACAAAUAUCAGAUAAUCUAUGCUAAUGCAGAGUUGAGAGUAUUAGCCUCUGCUCCGGAUUUCUCCAAAAGUCCCAUCAAAAAAAAUUCCAUUGUUCAGGUUGGUGGGGAAAUUGCUAUUGAAUGCAAACCAAAUGCUUUUCCCAGAGCAGCUAUCUCUUGGAAGAGGGGAACAGAGGGCCUGAGACAAAGUAAAAGAGUGUUUCUCUUGGAGGAUGGAAGCCUCAAAAUACAUAAUGUUACCAGAUCAGAUGCUGGACCCUACACAUGUAUAGCCACAAAUCAGUUCGGCAUUGCAAAGAAUACUGGCAGUCUUAUUGUAAAAGAGCGAACUAUCAUUACUGUGCCCCCUUCUAAAAUGGAUGUGACAGUUGGAGAGAGCAUUGUCCUGCCUUGCCAAGUAUCCCAUGACCCCUCCAUUGAGGUCAUAUUUGUAUGGUCUUUCAAUGGAGUUAUCAUAGAUUUACAAAAACGGGUGACUCAUUUUGAAAGGAUUGGAGGAGAAUCUGUUGGGGAUUUGAUGAUAAGGAAUAUUCAGUUAAGUCACUCUGGAAAAUAUCUAUGCACUGUGCAAACAACCCUAGAGCGUUUAUCUGCUGCUGCUGAUAUCAUUGUCAGAGGUCCUCCAGGUCCCCCAGAGGAUGUGAGAGUUCAACACAUUUCAAGCACUACCUCUCAGAUAAGCUGGAAACCAGGACCAGACAAUAACAGCCCCAUUCAAAUAUUUACUGUGCAGACUCGGACACCAUUUUCUGUGGGUUGGCAAGCAGUUGCAACAGUCCCAGAAAUUCUCAAUGGUCAGACAUACAAUGCAACAGUGGUUGGUUUGAUUUCUUGGGUGGAGUAUGAAUUUCGUGUUGUUGCUGGUAAUAGCAUUGGCAUUGGAGAACCAAGCAAACCAUCAGAACUAUUAAGAACUAAAGCAUCAGUUCCUGGCGUGGCACCGAUAAACAUCAAUGGAGGUGGCGGAGGUCGAUACGAGCUCGUCAUUACGUGGGAGUCAAUUCCAGAAGAACUACAGAAUGGAGAAGGCUUUGGGUAUAUCAUUAUGUUCCGACCUGUUGGCUCUACAACUUGGACCAAGGAAAGAGUAGCACUUGUGGAAUCAUCAAGAUUUGUGUACAGAAAUGAAAGCAUCAUGCCUCUCUCUCCAUUUGAAGUCAAAGUGGGUGUGUAUAACAAUGAAGGAGAAGGACCCCUGAGCACCGUGUCCAUUGUCUACUCUGGAGAAGAUGAGCCUCAGUUGGCCCCAAGAGGAACAUCUGUCCAGAGUUUUUCUGCUUCAGAAAUGGAAGUUUCCUGGAAUGCUAUUGCCUGGAAUAGAAACACUGGAAGAGUGUUGGGCUAUGAGGUAUUAUACUGGACAGAUGACUCCAAGGAAUCGACAGUUGGCAAAAUCAGAGUCAAUGGGAAUGUGACAACAGCCAACAUCACAGGACUGAAAGCUAAUACAGUCUACUUCGCUGCCGUGCGAGCUUACAACACCGCGGGGACUGGGCCUUCCAGUCUCCCAGUCAAUGUCACCACCAAAAAGUCCCCUCCAAGCCAACCACCAGCAAACAUUGCCUGGAAGCUGUCAAACUCUAAAUUAUGCUUGAACUGGGAGCAUGUAAAAACUAUGGAAAAUGAGUCUGAGGUUUUGGGCUACAAGAUUCUGUAUCGGCAAAACAGACAGAGUAAAACUCAUAUUUUGGAAACAAAUAAUACAUCAGCUGAGUUGCUGGUUCCAUUUGAAGAAGACUACUUGAUUGAAAUAAGAACAGUCAGUGAUGGUGGAGAUGGAAGCAGCAGUGAGGAGAUCAGGAUUCCAAAAAUGUCAAGUUUGAGUUCCAGAGGAAUUCACAUCUUGGAACCUAGUGCCCAUUUCUUACCAGUUGUAACUUUGUACUCUUUUACUAUUGAGCUACUUAUAAGAUGA
Messenger RNA from Octodon degus (degu), 3091 nucleotides. RefSeq names its product contactin 6 (gene Cntn6). Gene Ontology annotation, biological process: brain development; cell-cell adhesion. Lineage: Eukaryota; Metazoa; Chordata; Mammalia; Rodentia; Octodontidae. The record is from RefSeq and is a predicted model, not a curated record. The transcript is spliced from 22 exons. Gene Ontology annotation, molecular function: cell-cell adhesion mediator activity. The coding region runs from base 11 to 3091 and encodes 1026 amino acids.